This is a messenger RNA of Herpailurus yagouaroundi (jaguarundi), 1598 nucleotides long. It is a transcript of the gene BSG, whose product is annotated as basigin (Ok blood group). The coding region runs from base 55 to 930 and encodes 291 amino acids. Gene Ontology annotation, cellular component: recycling endosome; extracellular exosome; early endosome. The transcript has 8 exons. NCBI's taxonomy places the organism in Eukaryota, Metazoa, Chordata, Mammalia, Carnivora, Felidae. Gene Ontology annotation, biological process: B cell activation; regulation of B cell proliferation; negative regulation of B cell receptor signaling pathway. The record is from RefSeq and is a predicted model, not a curated record. Gene Ontology annotation, molecular function: sialic acid binding; CD4 receptor binding; protein phosphatase binding.
CUUAUAGUGCCGCGGGCGGCGGUUGGUGGCGGGGACGGCACGGACGGGGGCGAUAUGGCGGUGCGGCAGCUCGUGGUCCUGGCGCUGGCGCUGCUGAGCGCCGAGGGCGGCUCGGGAGCAGGUGAGGGUCCUGCCCGGCGCGGGUGGAGGCUCAGCCGCGGCAGCGGGGGCCCGCCAGGCGGCCCUGCAGGGAGUGGGAUCUGGACAUCUGUAGACGAUGCUGGCUCCAAAACACGCCUUACCUGUGCCUUGAACCACAGCACCACUGAGAUCGUCGGCCACCGCUGGGUGAAGGCGGGCAAGGUGCUGAAGGAAGACGCGCUGCCCGACCUGAAGACAGAGUAUGAGGUGGACCUGGAUGACCGCUCCGGUGAGUACUGGUGCGUCUUCCUCCCAGAGCAAGCAGGCAAGACCAGCAUCGAGGUGAAGGGGCUCCCCAACAUCAAGGCCGUGAAGAAGUCCGAGCACGCCACCGAGAGGGAGUCGGUCGUGCUAGGCUGCAAGUCUGACUCCUUCCCCCCGGUCAGCGACUGGGUGUGGUACAAGAUGGAAAGCUCUGGUGACCAGGUCAUCAGCAACAGCUCCCAGAACAAAUUCUUCGUGGUGUCCUCGGAGACGAAGACGGAGCUGCACAUCUUGAGCCUGGACCUGGAGACGGACCCCGGCAGGUACGCCUGUAACGGCACCAACUCGGAGGGCACCAGCCAGGCUGUUGUCACGCUGCGCGUGCGAAACCGCUUUGCCGCCCUCUGGCCGUUCCUGGGCAUCGUGGCCGAGGUGCUGGUGCUGGUCACUGUGAUCUUCAUCUAUGAGAAGCGACGGAAGCCGGACGAGGUCCUGGACGAUGAGGACACCGGCUCCGCUCCUCUGAAGAGCAGCGGGCACAUCAACGACAAAGGCAAGAACGUUCGCCAGAGGAACGCCAACUGAGGCCUCCAGCCUCUGUCCGGAGCAGCUCAGUGUCUGCUGUUCGCAGAGUCCACGUUCUUUCCUCUUAAAGGAGACCCGCCCCACGAAAGCAGACCACAGUGUGGGUCAGCUCACGUUUCUUUCCUUUUUAAAACUAAACUAGGGUUUUCUACAUGUAGAAUUCUAUUCUUUAGGAGUUUUGGUUUUCCUUUGUAAAUAUUUUGUGAGCGCCUUGAGGAAGCCCUGAGAUUACUGGUGCCCUCUGCCCAUCCCCUCGCUGCCCACUUGUCCCCUCGCUGUCCUCCCCCCCCCCGACACACGCAGACACCUGUCCCUCCCGUCCCCCCAGCCCAUCCCCUCGGCAUCCCACCCCAUCUUGGGGGUCAUGAAGGGCAGACUGGCCUUCUUGUGGGGCUCUACCUCCUGAGGCUGCUGGGCCUCGUUGGGGCCCUUUGCAGAAAGUCACGGGUUGUGCGGUGGGAGCAUAUCGUGCCUGCCUGUCUGUCUGAGGUCUGUGCUGCCGGGUCGCCUCCAGUCUGUGUUGUGUGUGGGGACAGCUCGAGGCAGGCGGGGCCCCCGACAUCCCCGCCUGGCUGUGGAGGAGUGGUGUGGUGGCCAUCCCGCCAGAGCUGCGUCCUGACCUGCCCGCCACCUGCCUGCUCACCAAUAAAGGCUGACCCGUGUCCGUC